Messenger RNA from Lepisosteus oculatus (spotted gar), 1433 nucleotides. Its product is annotated as acidic mammalian chitinase. Gene Ontology annotation, cellular component: extracellular region. Gene Ontology annotation, molecular function: chitin binding. Lineage: Eukaryota; Metazoa; Chordata; Actinopteri; Semionotiformes; Lepisosteidae. Gene Ontology annotation, biological process: carbohydrate metabolic process. The record is from RefSeq and is a predicted model, not a curated record.
CACACACACCCAUCACUGCAACGAACAGACAAUAUGCACGCCAUUACAGUUUUGGCGGCAGUGAUCCUCCUGGCUUCUGUGGCUCUGUGUUCUCAGUACAAGCUGGUGUGCUAUGUGAGCAGCUGGGCGCAGGACCGUCCUGGCGAUACGCGGUUCACUCCGGACAGAGCCGACCCAUUCCUGUGCACGCACAUCAUCUUCGCCUUCGCCGAUGUUGACGAAAACUAUAGCAUGACAGCGCUGGGGCCUGGCAACGAGCCCCAGUACCGCUCCUUAAACGCACUCAAGGAACGGAACCCAGCUCUAAAAACGCUGCUAGCUGUGGGAGGCUGGGACUCAAACAACAACUGGUUUACAAAGAUGACUGGGAAACACUCUCGCCGAGCUGCAUUUGUGGAUUCUGUCCCAGGGUUCCUGAGAUCCAAUGGGUUUGAUGGCCUGGAUGUGGUGUGGCAGAAUCCAGGUGUUUUUAGAGGAAAACACAGUGGUAAAAAACACUUCACAUAUUUGUUAAAGGAGUUGAGAGCUGCUUUUGAAGAAGAGGCACUGGUUUCUGGGGAAGACAAGCUGCUUCUCUCUGCUGCUGUCUCUGGCCUUGAGGAGUACGCCAGAGCUGCAUACAACUCGCACACCUUUCCACAGUAUGUUGACUUCAUUAGCCUAAUGACAUAUGACUUCCAUGGGCCAUGGCAAGGGAUGACCGGCCAUAUCAGUCCCCUCUACAGCCGCCCUCAUGACUCUGAGGACCAGUAUCUCAGCAUUGACCAUGCGGUCAAAUACUGGCUGUCCCAAGGAGUGGAAGCAAGGAAGCUGAUCCUGGGUUUUCCUGCUUACUCCCGUACGUUCCGCCUCACAGACAGAGGAAGGCGAGGUGUGGGUGUCCCCGCAGAGGAGGGUCAGGCUGGGAAAUAUACCAAAACGCCUGGAUUCAUGGCUGCCUAUGAGGUGUGCCAGUUCAUCAUGCGUGGUGCCCUUGUGAAAUGGGACAGAAAGCAGAAGGUUCCCUAUGCACUAAAAGGCAACCAGUGGGUUGCGUUUGAUAACGGACACAGCCUGAGGAAGAAGACAAAGUGGCUGAGACACCUGGGGCUCGGGGGUGCCAUGGUGUGGUCUCUGGACCUAGAUGACUUCACUGGCUCUUUUUGUGACUACGGCACCUUCCCUUUCAUCAGGCUGCUGAAGAAAUCCCUGCUGUCCAGGCAUCUGCACACCCCUUGUCCUGAGCAGGAGCAGGUCAAAUGAACCUGCUCCUUAGUGCCUUCUCCUGACUCAGUUCUCAACCCCCACUAACACUGGGCAAUAUUCUUGAUUUCUCUUUCUUCCUGAAUCUCCACUCCUCUCAUCUUUCAGUUCAUCUCGUAUCUCUUCUCCAUCCAUUUUCUAACCACUUUUUUCCACACCCAGAGAUUCCAUGUGUGAAAUUAAAAAACACU